This is a messenger RNA of Micropterus dolomieu (smallmouth bass), 2008 nucleotides long. RefSeq names its product ras-related protein ORAB-1. Gene Ontology annotation, molecular function: GTPase activity; GTP binding. The transcript is spliced from 6 exons. The coding region runs from base 154 to 762 and encodes 202 amino acids. Lineage: Eukaryota; Metazoa; Chordata; Actinopteri; Centrarchiformes; Centrarchidae. The record is from RefSeq and is a predicted model, not a curated record.
GAUUCGAUUAUGCUGUUCUGGCUGCGACAACCAGUUUAGCCUGACAAGAAAAAAAACGGUCUUUUUCCUCUCUACGAGCUCAGCUUUACGGUUAACUAGCGACGAAAUCCAGCUGCAUUCACAGUAACAACAGUUUAUAACCUGUAGUCAACGAUGAAUCCUGAAUAUGACUAUUUAUUCAAACUCCUCCUUAUCGGUGACUCUGGUGUUGGAAAGUCUUGUCUCCUUCUCCGGUUUGCAGAUGACACGUACACAGAGAGCUACAUUAGUACCAUCGGCGUGGACUUCAAGAUCAGGACCAUCGAGCUGGACGGAAAGACCAUAAAACUUCAGAUUUGGGACACGGCCGGCCAGGAACGGUUCCGGACCAUCACAUCCAGUUACUACAGAGGAGCUCACGGCAUUAUAGUAGUUUAUGAUGUGACAGAUCAGGAGUCCUUCAAUAAUGUCAAACAGUGGCUACAGGAGAUCGACCGCUAUGCCAGCGAGAACGUCAACAAGCUGCUAGUAGGCAACAAGUGUGACCUCACAACGAAGAAAGUUGUGGAUUACACCACAGCCAAGGAAUUUGCCGACAACUUGGGGAUCCCCUUCUUGGAGACCAGCGCCAAGAGCGCCACCAACGUGGAGCAAGCCUUCAUGACCAUGGCGGCCGAGAUCAAGAAGAGGAUGGGCCCCGGGGCCACGGCCGGCUCCUCAGAGAAGUCCAACGUCAAGAUCCAGAGCAAGCCUGUCAACACCUCGUCUGGAGGCUGCUGCUGAGACCCGAAAAGACCGCCACAACCUGAAUCCACCACCCCCACCCGAGCCCACGACCAGUCUCAAUUUUACCAUGCUCCACAGAGAGAGAAACCCAGAGAGAGAGAGGGAGAAAGAGAAAGAGAGGAGGAGGAGGGAGAGACAGAGGAGGAAGACUUUGAGUGGAUCGGUUUUGUAAUUGUGUGUGCAGCUACAACACCAGAUUCCCACCCCACCCCUUUCAAAGUCAGCAAUAGGACGGUAAGCCCACCUAAACCCACAGAACACACUGGGCGUUUUUUGUUUUUUUUCUUACUUUACCAAAACAUACUGGAAAAAACAAAAUGUGUACAAUUUUUAACAGUGUGUAAAUUUAACCAAUGAAAGAGAUCACAUGUAUACAGCUUUUUUGUUUUUGUUUGCCCUGCUCUUCAUUUUGAGUUUGUUAAAUGAGUCACUUUUCUAAAACUGAAAAAAAAAAAAGAAAAAGAAAACACAAAGUUGUCUUUAUUUAGCUGUGGAUUAUAACAGCAUGACUUCGGCCCAAAUCUCCUCUAUAUAUGAAUUAGUAAGCACUUCAAAUGAAGCACAUGCUUAAACCCAGCAUCAUGCAUGUCAGGACUGAUCACAUGCUCCCUCAGCUGCGUGGGAUCAGUCGCAGUCAUGAAGCUGCAAGAAAACUACACCCAGGAAACACUCCGAUAACGUCACCUGCUCCAACUUCACAGAGUCGCCCCGUAAAAAUGAUGUGCCAGUGCCUUUGUGGCAGGAGAUUUACACCAUAUUUAUGCCUUCGGUGCUCUCGUAUUGUUGGCGUAUUUCCCUCAUAUGCCCACAGUCGUGACUUCUUAAAAGAACCCACUUUGUAUGAUAGCAGUUAACAUUCCUGUAUAUAUAUAUAUAUAUAUUUGGCUCCGUGUGUGUGCUCUGCUGGUGUCCACGAUACAAUAAGCAUGUGCUACAUUGGGAGGCGUGACGUCAGCCAUGUGUUAUUUCUCUGCUAAUGUUUCUCAACCGACAGCACAACCCGACGCAACAGGAGAAAACGAAAUCACCAUCCCAGCUCGAGGAAUAAUCUAUAAACUGUAUAUAUUUAUACAUAAAUGUAGGAAGUGAUUUGCAAAAUUGUGUAGAGAGAAGCAAGUGAAGCGAAUGACGUGAUAAAAUAGCUGGAGUUAGAUAUCUCGGCACGUGAUUUGUGGCUGCGGACAUGACAUUUUUGUGGCACAAUGUCUACUAUUAAAACAAUGAAGGAGAUCUUUGAUAAGUA